AUGGACGGAACGAAAAUUGAGGAGAAGAAGGUUGAGAAUGCUUCGGAGGCUGCGAAAGGUGAAAGGAGCGAUGACAGUGACCUCGUGGAGAAACCAGUUCUAGAUUAUGGUCUUGGAUAUGGAGACUUUUGCUUCGGGCACCCUUGGGAAUGGCGUAGACUCUAUGGUCCCAACGGGUCAUUUGACACCAACGUAAUGGAAGCAAGCAACGUGGUAGCCUUGCCUGAAAUAACUUCUUUCAAUCGGUAUGAACAACCUAUCAUCAGAUCACACCUUGUAUCAUACAAGUGACCUGUGUGAAUUAGUUCUGGAUGUUUCGACUUUGAAAGACUGCCCAUCGAUAUCCGUCGCCACUUUUUUCGCUUGCUGCUGGCUCCCUUAUUUCGUUACAAUAGGCAGACUCGAAAAUCUGAGUUUGACUUUCGAAUUCGCCGUUGGGCCGAGUGGCAGGAUGAUCCAAAACCACCCACUAGUCGCCGUGGCAACUACAUAAUGGAACCUCUGCUUCCAAAAAUAGCGGUUGAUGGGGUUGAACGUACUGAUUAUCCUUUCCUUGAAUGGAUCCGCAAAGCUUCCAAUGUCAGCAAAUCGUUCAGAAAUGUACUCGCCGAUGUGCUUUGGGAGCGAUCUUCACUUGAAAUCGAUUCGAGCUGGCUUGAGUCUACGUUUGGGGGUUUUGUGCAGGACCGACCAGCGGCAUGCGCUGGAGUUAAGGAGCUCUAUUUUUACCUAUGGUGUGCUUCUGGCCGUUGGGUUUUUGAUAGAGAUCAGCUCGGAGAUUCCUACCUGCGAUUCUGUUCUUUUGCUAGCAAAUUGAGACUAGAGAAUCUUACCGUUAGUCUCCACGUCUUUGCGGGUGACCUUUUGCAUCGUAUCGAAGAAAUUAUGGCCGAAGAGGGAGACUAUGCCACAGUAGGGGGAACGAGGCAAAUUGGAGUCUCGGAGAAUUUCAAUCUAACAAUGAGAGUUGAAGUAAAUGUAAUCUGGCAGGUCUGGGCCAGUGACAGCACACAGAAAGUCGAAGAUUUGGAAGAGAAGUAUCAGCCGAUGAUCAGAGCUCUGAUGAUGCCAACUAGUCUUGCGAAGAAAAUCCAAGAUUCAACAACGUCAGAAGUGGGUCAAUAUCUUAGAACACGGCUUGGAUAA
Molecule: messenger RNA, 1146 nt
Organism: Hymenoscyphus albidus
Lineage: Eukaryota; Fungi; Ascomycota; Leotiomycetes; Helotiales; Helotiaceae
Source: the annotation of a GenBank genome assembly